Fomitopsis serialis is the source of this 1308-nucleotide messenger RNA. RefSeq lists its product as uncharacterized. Lineage: Eukaryota; Fungi; Basidiomycota; Agaricomycetes; Polyporales; Fomitopsidaceae. The record is from RefSeq and is a predicted model, not a curated record. Gene Ontology annotation, molecular function: GTP binding. The transcript has 5 exons. The coding region runs from base 1 to 1308 and encodes 435 amino acids.
AUGGGCGCGGAAAAGACGGGCAAAUCCACGUUCAUCAACAUGGCGAGUGGCUCCAGGCUAGGAGUAGGAACGAGCCUCCAGCCUGAGGCAGCCACCGUACAGCCAACCGAGCCUUUCAAAGUCGGCUCACAACGCGUCGUCCUGGUCAAUACACCGGGGUUUAACGAAACAUCGAAAUCCGACAGAGAAAUACUCAGUAUGAUCGCCGAAUACUUGGCUGACCUGCAUCGGAAGGGCAUGGAAAUUAAGGGCGUUAUCUUCCUGCAUCGCGUCACCGACAAUAGGAUGGACGACACUGCAUUGAGGAAUAUGAGAAUGUUUGAGGCCCUCUGCGGGAAAGACGCGAUGCGGAACGCCGUCAUCGUUCUAAACAUGUGGGAUCAAGUGGGAAACGAGAUUCGCGAAGCACGCGAGAAGGAGCUGCGCGAAAGUGACAUCUUCUUCAAGCACGCUGUAGAUGCGGGUGCGUACGUCGUGGCCCACGACGGUCAACAAUCAUCCGCCGACGGCAUACUGGCGUAUCUCCUGAAGCAGAAGUCUGUGUCUCUACAGAUACAAAGGGAGACGACGAACGAGGACAAAAAGAUACCACAAACGGCAGCUGGCAUAAUCCUUUUGAGGGAGCUUGCGACGAGGGAAGGCACAAAAAUCGAGGAGUUGCAGCGCCUAUGCAGAGAGCUCGAGGAGGUGCAGCGCCUACGCAGAGAGCUCGAGGACUGGAAGGACGAGAAGGAGAGGAAAGAAUCAGAGGUGCAAAUGGACCUGGACAGACCCAGAGAGGAGCUGGAGAAGGAAAGGCUGCAGGGUGCGGGGGUGCCGGUCAGGCGAUACACUGACGACGCAUGGCCCCUAGAACAGAUGCGGGAGGAUCAAGUCGUGCAGGUACCGCAUAUGAGGGAUGAGGAGAGAAGUCGGGAGGAUCUCGGCUCGGAGGCGUCCCAGGCUAUUGCGUCGACGAACGGUAAGCGGCGACCGCCCCUGCCCGACGAAGAGCUCAGGCAGAUCCUGAGAUUCCGGGGUCCAGAAAGGAGCCAUUCUGAGGUGACCAAGCCGAAGCUAAUUGUGAAGCGGGAAGACAACAGUAAGACCUCCUAUGUGUCGUCUUUGAGCAUCUUCAUCAACUGUGUAGCAGGCUCCGACAUGAAAGUCGGACUUGGACUCGAGUCAUGCACAACUGAGAUACAGUGCAUCUCGACGCAGUUUGGAGGAGAGCCCAUCAUGUUCGCCGAUACACCAGGGUUCGACGACACACAAAGGCCUCAACGAGAAAUAGUGGAAUUGAUCGAGAGGUUUCUGCAAAACCCGUGA